UUGGCGAUGGAGAUUAAGGCAGAGGGGGGCUUUUUGUCAUUUGUGCGAGACAAGCCAUUCAUCCAUCCCCCGUUCAGAGCCCAAAAAAAGGCUGGUCCCAGAAAUUAGCAGUUUCAGCUCAGCAGCAAAGGCGUCGGGCUGUGAAGGAACAGAGAAAUUGACUAAUUAGCAAUGCGCACUAAAACUUGACGGUUCUCUCCAUAACGCGCACAGAGAAAGGGAGGCAAGACUCGCUUUUUCUCCUCUCCUCUUUUUCCAUAGAUGUUUGAAAUCGCAGUCAUUUACGCUCGACAGUUUUACAAUAGCCUUGAGCCAUAAUUUUGCGAGUCUCUCCAGCAUCCAUACCCCUGCGCGGUCUCUCUCCACCGGCCAUGCGCGUCCGUUUCUCUCCCCGACCGUGGAUUUCCUAUUACUCUCGUUACGACUCACUGAGCCCCAGGCCCAAGGAUAAUGAUGUGUUGUUUCUUGGUAGCAUAAUUUGUCACACGUAUAUUUCUUCUUCUUCUUCAUCUUCUUCGCUUGCAGAAAGCACACAGCUCCUCUCACACUCACACACUCACUUCUUUUUAAUUCAAAGGAAACAUAAAUGAUCAGAGGAACAAAUGAAUGGGGAUCAAUGAUUAGUAUUCUGAUCCAUCGAUCAUAGACUUUUAAAAGAAAGGAUCGCACAAAGAAGAACAAAGAAAGUGCAUUGAAGGACCCGAAGCAUUACUUUUCUUGAGUCAGGUAAGUUUUCGGAUACCUACUAACAUCAUUUAGCACUGGUGCGCACGGUGCGCAAAUGGUGCGAAAGUUGUUUCUUCUCCGCGAUGCGUUCGCGUUCUCGCACAAAUACCGUCAUAAGGAUUACAUGUGUUGCGUUUCCUCGGAUUGCCGACAAAAGCGAUGCGCAAUCGCACAUCUAUGUUUACGAUGAUGGUUGCGGGAGACAAACUAAUUGCUUUUGUAUCGCAUAUCUGGGGAAUGUGUACAUGUAUCUAUCCGUUGUGAGGGGGGGUGUGUGUGUGUUCGUGUGGCCAGAUAUAACAGUAUAGCUUGCACAGAUGCGAGUUUGUAGCCUAUAUUAUGUAGCAGAUAGCUUCUCCCAGUUUGUUUAAUCCGCAGCCUCCGUAUGAUUUGAUGCGCUCACGAAUGCAUGAAUGAGAUGCAUAUGCCUUUAUAAUGCAAAAUCAUCUGAUGCAUGCAUGAGAUCCGCAUAAGAUAUGCAUAUGCCUUUAUACUACAAAUCAAUCUGGUCAAAAAAACGCAUAUGGAUGUGCAAUGUGUUAGGUGAGAAAUGCAGUGUGGUGCACCAAUGGCAUUCUUUACUCAUAGGAGGUGUGCGCAGCCCCGGAGUCAUGUCCAGAUCGGGUGACCGAACCUCCACGUUUGACCCGACUCACAGCGACACUCUGCUGCACGGUCUCAACCUGCUGUGGAGGAAGCAGCUCUUCUGCGAUGUGACUCUGACCGCGCAGGGACAGCAGUUCCAGUGCCAUAAAGCGGUGCUGGCGUCCUGCUCGCAGUAUUUCAGGUCUCUGUUCUCCACACACAUGCUCAACAGAGAAGAUGGGCUGGCAGCGAAGGACCAAGGAAGCAGCGGCACUCCAUCCUCCUCCCCGGAUGACAAGCUCCUGCCUAGCCCGCGCUCCACCACCAUCAACAACCUGGUGCUGCAAGGCUGUUCCUCCAUCGGUCUGCGCUUGGUGCUGGAGUACCUGUACACCGCCAACGUAACCCUCUCCCUGGACACGGUGGAGGAGGUGCUCUCCGUCAGCAAGAUCCUUAACAUACCCCAGAUCACCAAGCUCAGUGUGCAGUUCCUCAACGACCAGAUCUCGGUGCAGAACUACAAGCAGAUCUGCAAGAUUGCAGCCCUGCAUGGACUAGACGAGACCAAGAAGCUCGCCAACAAGUACCUGGUGGAGGACGUUCUCCUCCUGAACUUUGAGGAGAUGUGCGCCAUGCUGGACGCCCUGCCUCCUCCCGUGGAGUCGGAGCUGGCUCUCUUUCAGAUGUCAGUGUUGUGGUUGGAGCAUGACCGGGAGACCAGGAUGCACUACGCUCCAGACUUGAUGAAGCGCCUGCGGUUCGCCCUUAUCCCGGCCCCGGAGCUGGUGGAGAGGGUGCAGUCGGUGGAGUUUAUGAGGAGUGACCCAGUGUGCCAGAAGCUGCUACUAGAUGCCAUGAACUACCACUUGAUGCCCUUUAGACAGCACUGCAGACAGACCACGGCCAGCAGGAUUCGUUCAAACAAACGGAUGCUCCUGUUGGUCGGGGGCCUCCCUCCGGGGCCCGACCGCCUUCCUAGUAAUCUCGUUCAAUACUACGAUGAUGAAAAGAAGACAUGGAAGAUCCUCACAAUAAUGCCAUACAACAGUGCCCAUCACUGUGUGGUCGAGGUGGAAAACUUCCUUCUUUUACUGGGUGGAGAAGACCAGUGGAACCCUAAUGGCAAGCACAGCACUAACUUUGUAAGUCGGUAUGAUCCCAGAUUCAAUAGCUGGAUACAACUACUACCCAUGCAGGAAAGGAGAGCGAGUUUCUUCGCGUGCUGCCUGGAUAAGCACUUGUAUGUUGUUGGGGGAAGGAACGAGACAGGUUAUCUGUCUAGCGUUGAAGCCUACAACCUUGAGACAAACGAAUGGAAUUAUGUUUCGUCUCUUCCUAAGCCGUUGGCUGCACACGCAGGGGCUGUGCACAAUGGGAAAAUAUACAUCUCAGGUGGGGUUCACAAUGGAGAAUAUGUGUCUUGGCUUUAUUGCUACGACCCUGUGAUGGACGUAUGGGCUCGGAAACAGGACAUGAACACUAAGAGAGCCAUACACGCCCUCGCAGGCAUGAACGACCGCCUUUAUGCUAUUGGCGGCAACCAUUUAAAGGGAUUCUCUCAUCUGGAUGUGAUGCUGGUUGAAUGUUACGACCCUAAAGCGGAUCAGUGGAACAUUCUGCAAAUGCCCAUCUUGGAGGGACGCAGCGGACCUGGAUGUGCUGUACUUGAUGACAGUAUUUACUUAGUGGGGGGCUACAGCUGGAGCAUGGGGGCGUAUAAGUCAUCUACCAUUUGUUACAGUCCAGAGAAAGGCACUUGGACAGAAAUGGAAGGAGAGGUGGCAGAACCUUUAGCUGGGCCGGCCUGUGCUACGGUCAUACUGCAAGCCUGUUUACCAUUUAACAAAUAACUGGAUAGAACGGCGAAGAAUGCAGCCAAGUAGAAGAAAGCGCUGUUGGGAUGUAAAGUCCACCGCUAAACAAAAAUGAAUGAGAGGACUCUCUCUGAGAAACGCCUGCAGCUUUUGAACAGGAGGUGAUGAGGUGCACAGAUUAUUAUUUUUUUACUGGUCGGACAAGAGCACUUUGUUUCUUUCAUACCUAAAAGUUUAAACUGAUGUAAAUCAUCAACUUUACAUAUUUGAUGCACACAUGUGUUGACAUUCAACUGCUCAUACUCAAUCCAUUUUUAAUCGUAAAUGUUUUCGCUUAACUUGACAUUGGCACACAUACUUUUUCAAAUCGAUGUAGCUUCCAUAUGUACUUUGUAUUUUGUGGAAACCGGUGAUGAAAGAGACAAUGUUGAUUUGGGUUGACAAAGGACUUUUCAUGUUUUUUCCAAGCAAAAAUCACAAUUCUGUGUGCACUGUAGAGUAGAUAUCAGCUAUUUAAUAUAUAUCACACAAUGUCUGCUUAUUAGAUAUUGUCGCCAUACUUAAGUGGCACAUUGUUAUUUGUAUAGAUGAAAGAAGAUUAAAUGUCAAUUAUUUAAAAAAAGAAAAAACAAAUCAUGCCAGACAACACAGACACAGCAUUGAUUGAUUAUUGGUUGAACAAUCAUUAUAUUAUUUACUGAGCCAUGUGUUAUAUAUUCAUGGCGUGGAGUGGAAAGCUUAUUGUAUUAUACUGUGGGUAAAUAUUUGCUUUGUUCAUGUUGUUUACCUGUUCAUAUCUCACAGUGCCUAUUUUUAGCACUAGGGUGCUCUAUUUCAUAAAACGUCUCAUAAUAACAGCCUUACUAAAAAUCAACCAUUUUAAAUUGAGUCAAAAUCAUAUAAAUUAUUGGACUGAUUGGUUUCUCCGAGGCGUGAUAAGAAAUCUGAAUAUGUUGCACUGAUAUUUGUCGGCCCUUUUGAUGAGGAAAGGGAAUGUUGUUGUUUUUUUCAUUCUUGUUAAUAAUUGCUUGCAGUGGAACAUUUUGUGCUCAUGGGAUUUAUUCUCAAAUCCUGUUAUGUUCUUUACAUUUUAGUCUAUGAAAAUAAAACUGAAUUUCUGGAUCAGUAAUGUAUCUGUCUGAGCUUCACCCACAAAAGCGCAAUAUCUCAAUGAUACAUUUUUAGGUGCACUUUAUGUGCAACACAUGUAUUAUUACAGCUGCGCCAUUUUAA
Messenger RNA from Myxocyprinus asiaticus (Chinese sucker), 4358 nucleotides. RefSeq names its product kelch-like protein 14. Gene Ontology annotation, molecular function: protein binding. The transcript has 8 exons. The record is from RefSeq and is a predicted model, not a curated record. The coding region runs from base 1203 to 3161 and encodes 652 amino acids. NCBI's taxonomy places the organism in Eukaryota, Metazoa, Chordata, Actinopteri, Cypriniformes, Catostomidae.